GUUAAUUGAAAAAAAAAAAGCAAAAUAUCAAAAAAAAGAUAAGAUCAAAUAAUUAUGGACCACAAUUCUUAAAAAAAACAAAAUAAAGUCAAGUCUGCGCUGCUUAAGAUGGUCAAACACACAUACACACACACAGUGAAGCAGAAAGAAAGGAAAGGAAAGGAAAGAAGGGGAAAAAUGAGGGAGAAAAGCGAAAUAGUAAGAAAAGCAGAACAACUAGUGGAAGUGAAGAUGAAAGGAAACGAUGCAUCCCACGAUGCUGCUCACGCUUUCCGUGUUCGCGAUCUCGCCCUCUCCCUUGCUCUUGAACAACAACAACAAUCCCAUCCUCCUUCCAACUCACCAAUUUCACUACAAAUCGUUGAGCUAGCUGCACUCCUACACGAUAUAGGAGACUACAAAUACUUGAGGGAUCCAUCUGAGGAGAAAAUUGUAGAGGAUUUUCUCGAAAAAGAGGGUAUGGAUAUGGAUACAAGCAGCAAAAUUUUAGCUAUUAUAAAGGGAAUGGGUUUCAAAGAGGAAGUAAGUGGACUCGCCAAUGGUUCUCAUAUACCGGAGUUUGGUAUUGUGCAAGAUGCUGACCGCCUUGAUGCAAUUGGUGCUAUUGGAAUUGCUCGUUGUUUUACCUUUGGUGGAAGUAGAAACAGAGUGCUUCAUGAUCCUAGUAUUCAGCCCCGAGUGGACUUGUCGAAGACCCAAUACAUGAAUAAAGAUGAACAAACAACUGUGAAUCAUUUUCACGAGAAGCUCUUUAAGCUUAAGGAUUUAAUGAAAACAGAGGCUGGGAAAAGAAGAGCUGAAAAAAGGCACAAGUUUAUGGAGGAGUUUCUAAAAGAAUUCUAUGAAGAAUGGGAAGGGAAAGCAUGAGUAUCAGCAACAAAUCUUUUAUUUUAUAUGUAAGUUACAAUAAAAUGCAUUUCCAUUUUUUUCUUCUUCCCCUGUCUACUUAUCAUCUUUCUGCAUUCUGUGCAAUACAAUAUCGACUUAUAAAUA
Erigeron canadensis is the source of this 993-nucleotide messenger RNA. RefSeq lists its product as uncharacterized. The transcript has 6 exons. The record is from RefSeq and is a predicted model, not a curated record. Bases 109 to 867 code for a protein of 252 amino acids. Lineage: Eukaryota; Viridiplantae; Streptophyta; Magnoliopsida; Asterales; Asteraceae.